AUGACUUCCGAGGUUCCUAAGUCCACCUCAACAAUCACUAUCACCGAGACCGAACACGCGGUCAGAAUCUCGGCCAGCGUUUUAAUAACGACGAAUCGCGCGGCCGAGUCCAUGGGAGAGCAAGCAGUAGUGGAGGAUCUGAUGGCUAAGCAGGCCUACAGGAUAGAGACAUCCUUUAUGGCCGCAAUGGACAGAUUCUCCUCAGAGCUACGGACGCUAUUUCAAGAGAGGAUGCCGGUAACGUCAUCCGUAACGCCUCCUAGAGCCAGACAGAGAAGCCAAGAGCACGAAAGGUUUGAGCCCUACGGCGAAAGCAGCAGCCUCGGCGUCUCUGGCGGCACCCAAGCGUCAGGCUACGACCAGAAUUCUCAGCCGCCGACAAAUAGCUGGGGGCAAUCCCAGCCAACAUGGGUAAAUCCCGGACCGACCUGCCCAGCAGAAACGGCGUACUACCCACUCCAUGCUUUGGCCGUGUCACUGGGGCAAAGCAGCCCCACGCAUUCCGCGGUCCAGCAAUUUGGCCCAGUUCACACCCUGGCCGUCCAGACCCAUCCUGGUCCAAGCAAUGCGACCGCUGCUUCGUCAAAGCAAUACGGUCAGAGUAAUCCGACCGUUUCACCAUUACAUGCGUCGUUAUUGCCGUCAGGCUCCCAUCUUCAAUACGGUUUGGUCGUUCCAACAACAACACAUACGCACCCCAGUCAAACCUACGACGCUUAUCUAGUACCGCCCAGCUUGGUCGCAACGGCCGAACCCCCCAUUCAGGUGGCCCAGCAGGUAAGGCCGCAGAACGAAGGGCAACAAGUUCCAAGGCUAGCCGCGGCCCAGCAAGAAGCGCCCCCUCAAGGGCUCCGAUUCGAAGACGUCCGGCGAAUGAUCGAGGACGGCCUGGCUCAGAGGCGCCCGGAAGCGCCAAGGUAUACCAAACCAUACCCGCCAGAAAUCGAUCGAACCCCUCUUCCCCAGAACUAUCGGUUGCCAGAAUUCAUCCUAUUCUCCAGGGAUGGGCAGACCUUUUCCAUUGAACACAUAGGCCGCUUCACGGCCCAGUGCGGAGAGGCCGAUUCGGACGCCCAGAGGCUCCGUUUAUUCGUUCACUCUUUGACUGGCGCGACGUUCUCGUUGUUCAUAAACCUUCCACCGAAUUCGGUGAGGGAUUGGUCUGACAUGGAAAUGAUAUUCCACGAACAUUUCUAUCAGACCAACCGGGAAAUAACGGUCGCCGAGCUGGCAUGGAUGAGCCAGGCGUCAGACGAAUCACCUCGCGACUACCUGUAUCGGUUCAAAACGUGCAGGAACUGGUGCCGCACGAACCUACCGGAGAGGGAAUUUGUCAAGAUGGCCGAAGAAGGAUUGGAAUUCGAAUACCGGAAGAAAUUCCAGGGAAUUGAAUUCCGGGACAUGCAUGACUUGAUCAACAAGGUGGACCGAUACGCAUCCCUGUUGAAAGAAGAGGUGCAGAAGAGGACGGCUUCAAAAGGGACUUACUAUCAGAAUCCCGUUGUCAGCUAUGCCGAAGCAGACGGCCCUACAGAGGCCGAGAGCGACAAAGUUGAGAUGAGCUCAGCUGAAGUCAGCAUAGACAAGCCAUUCGUCUGCAAAUGA
Molecule: messenger RNA, 1605 nt
Organism: Prunus armeniaca (apricot)
Lineage: Eukaryota; Viridiplantae; Streptophyta; Magnoliopsida; Rosales; Rosaceae
Source: the annotation of a GenBank genome assembly